AUGAGCCAAUCAGAAUUAGUUGGUGUUCUCUUGGCUGCUAAUUUUUUUGAUGAUAAGGAGUUGAAGGAGGAAAUAAUCCAAGAUUUUGCUGAUAGGAUCAAAGGGAAACCAAUAGAGGAAAUACGUGAAGUAUUUGGUAUCGUGAAUGAUUAUACUCCAGAGGAAGAGGAGGAGGUCCAAAAACUCAUAACUUUCAAGACUAGCGAUGGUGAGGAAUUCAAACUCAAUGAGGCUGUAGCUGUGAGGUUAGAAGUCAUAAAGAACAUGGUACAAGAUGUGAAUAGUACUUCUAAUGUCAUCCCCUUGUCUAAUGUUGAUGGAAAAACAAUGACCAAAGUUAUUCAAUAUUGGAAGAAAUAUUCGGAAGAAGGUGUUACGAAAGAUCAGUUAAAGAGUUUUGAUCAAGAUUUCUUGAAGAUGAGCCAGUCAGAAUUAGUUGGUGUUCUCUUGGCUGCUAAUUUUUUUGAUGAUAAGCAGUUGAAGGAGGUAAUAAUCCAAGAAUUUGUUGAUAGGAUCAAAGGAAAACCAAUAGAGAAAAUACGUGAAGUAUUUGGUAUUGUGAAUGAUUAUACUCUAGAGGAAGAGGAGGAGGUCCGUAGAGAGAAUGCUUGGGCUUUUGAAUGA
Molecule: messenger RNA, 624 nt
Organism: Solanum verrucosum
Lineage: Eukaryota; Viridiplantae; Streptophyta; Magnoliopsida; Solanales; Solanaceae
Product: SKP1-like protein 5
Exons: 2
Coding region: 1-624 (207 amino acids)
Biological process (GO): SCF-dependent proteasomal ubiquitin-dependent protein catabolic process
Cellular component (GO): nucleus; cytoplasm
Molecular function (GO): cullin family protein binding
Source: RefSeq, a predicted model, not a curated record